Molecule: messenger RNA, 1392 nt
Organism: Fonsecaea pedrosoi CBS 271.37
Lineage: Eukaryota; Fungi; Ascomycota; Eurotiomycetes; Chaetothyriales; Herpotrichiellaceae
Exons: 8
Coding region: 1-1392 (463 amino acids)
Biological process (GO): ammonium transmembrane transport
Cellular component (GO): plasma membrane
Molecular function (GO): ammonium channel activity
Source: RefSeq, a predicted model, not a curated record
AUGGCAACUGAAGAGGUCUUUACUUUUGGCCCGGUGCCAGCUACCCCUCGACCGAAUGCGACGGGAGCUGAUAUCGGUUUUAUGAUAGUGGCAGCUGCUCAAGUCUACUUCAUGAUCCCCGGGCUGUGCCUCCAUUUCUCUGGUGUUUCGAAACGGGACUUUACGCUCACCUUGGUCCGUCUUCCACUGAUUACCACGGGUGUGGUAGGAUGCGUGUGGUAUCUAUGGGGAUACGCUCUUGCAUUCUCUCCCGCAACAUAUAACUCAGCUGAUCUGCAGGGUGUCUCCUGGUAUGGCGGAGAUACAAGAGCAAAUGCAUAUAUUGACGUUACCGCUCGACCCGUUGGUAUACAAGGUCCUUCUCCAUUGGUUCUGUCGGGACCAAAGAUUCCAGAGAUGGUCUAUGUCUUCUAUCAGGGCAUGUUUGCAUGCUUCACAGCAAGCCUGGUGUCGGCCGGAGCGGCAGGCAAGACUCGUGUCGGUCGAUACCUUCUUUUCAUUACCUUGUGGACAACUCUUGUUUAUUGUCCUGUUGCCCGGUGGACAUGGCAUCCUCUAGGCUGGUCCAAACUCAGGGGAGCAAUGGACUUUGCUGGUGGUACCGCUGUGCACGUCUGUUCUGGUUCCUCAAGGCCGGCAGCCAGCCUGGACCGCGAAACGUCGAGUUUGCCUUAUAGCAUCAACCAUAUGACAUUGGGCACCUGUUUGCUUUGGGUCGGAUGGUUUGGCUUCAACGGCGGUUCGGCCCUUGGGGCGAACCUUCGUGCCGUGUCAGCUUGCUUAGCAACACAGGCUGCUGCCAGCGCAGGAGGCACAAUUGGAUUACUCUUUCACUGGGGGUUGGGCUGGCUUGAUAAGAGGGUAUCGACUGAACCAGACACCUUGAUCCAUAUCCCGUCAAUUCAGGAGUUCUGUGACGGUGUGAUUGCUGGGCUGGUUGCCAUUACUCCCGCUGCCGGAUACGUACCUGUCAAAUAUGCCCCCAUCUUUGGCGUUGUCGGUGCCAUUCUCUGCAAGAUUCUGAGGAUGGUCAUGUAUAGCGUCUUGCCGGCAGAUAAAUUGGCCAUCUUUGCCGUCCAUGCUGGUGGUGGAAUCAUUGGAAUGCUACUUACAGCCUUCUUUGCAGAUGAUGACACUACCGGUCUUGACGGGUAUUCGAGGCUGGUUGACAAAACAAUGGGUGCUAGGUUCCGAGACCAGGCACUGGACGUAACUGCUUGUCUUUUCUACUCAUUCACGAUGACCUUCGCGAUCCGGAUGGUCCUGAAGCUUGUGGAGGUCUUGUGCGGCGCCACAACUCCUCCAUCCAACGACCGGUUUGACCAUUACCCAGACACUUAUGAAGCUCGCCCUCAGUUCAAGCGAAGAAGGUCGCCCGACCAAGUGGUGUGA